CUGGAUCUGGAGCUUCCUCAGACUGGAUGUCUGAGUCUGCAGGCGUGAGUGUGGACGGUGGAGCAGACUGUGAAUGUCUGAUGUGAAUUCUGAGGGAUUUCUGUGUAUUUUGGGCUGAAGAAGGAUCUCCACGGCUGCCGAAAGACUGAACACAGCCCUUCCGAAUAUGCUGGCCACAGGAGCGGCUGUAAGCACGGCGCUGGCGCAGGUGGACCGUGAGAAGAUCUAUCAGUGGAUCAAUGAGCUCUCGAGCCCUGAGACGCGGGAGAAUGCACUUCUUGAGCUCAGCAAGAAACGGGAAUCGGUGACUGAUCUGGCUCCAAUGCUCUGGCACUCCUGUGGGACCAUUGCUGCACUCCUUCAGGAGAUAGUGAACAUCUACCCCUCCAUUAACCCUCCCACGCUUACAGCCCAUCAGUCCAACAGAGUGUGCAAUGCCUUAGCACUUCUGCAAUGUGUGGCCUCGCAUGUGGAGACACGCUCUGCGUUCCUGGCAGCGCACAUCCCUCUGUUUCUGUACCCUUUCCUACACACCGUUAGUAAAACGAGACCCUUUGAAUACCUUCGCCUCACCAGCCUUGGAGUCAUUGGAGCCCUGGUCAAAACAGACGAACAAGAAGUGAUUAACUUUUUGUUAACAACAGAGAUCAUCCCACUAUGUCUGCGCAUCAUGGAGUCCGGAAGUGAACUUUCCAAGACGGUUGCAACGUUUAUCUUGCAGAAAAUCUUGCUGGAUGACACGGGUUUGGCCUACAUCUGCCAGACCUAUGAGCGAUUCUCUCACGUAGCUAUGAUCUUGGGGAAGAUGGUACUGCAGCUGUCUAAAGAGCCUUCAGCCCGGCUGCUGAAGCACGUGGUACGCUGUUACUUGCGCCUCUCUGACAACUCGAGAGCAAGAGAGGCUCUCCGCCAGUGUCUGCCUGACCAACUGAAGGACACCACCUUCGCCCAGGUGCUAAAGGAUGACACCACCACCAAGCGCUGGCUAGCCCAGCUGGUCAAGAACCUGCAGGAAGGACAGGUCACAGACCCUCGAGGGAUUCCACUGCCUUCACAAUGAUGAUGCACAUGGAGUCUUCACCUAAUAGCUGAAGCAGGAGAAGGGCUGUAGGCUGAUAAGUCUGCCUUUCUCUCUGUAGCUGGAGUUUUUGUUGUUUUUUAAUGCUUUCAUACACAACGACGGACUGCUCUUGUGUACACAGCACUUACAUGUGAAGUUUAGUGCCAAGAGUGUUUUGCUUUCAGGUUCAAGCAGAUUUCCUUAAACUUUAUUGGACUUGCCAACAUCAAAAACAAUGUUUGGAAUCUCUUUUCUUAUAUGUCUCCGUCUCUCUUGUCUCUCUUACACAUUGUUCUACCUGUUGCAGAUUUUUGAAGACCGCUGGUAGAGAUAUUUGAAUACUGUAAAGUAAACCUGAAAAGGGGGAAGGGAGGGAAGGGAUUUUGUGGGUUGUAAAGAUAUGAUUUUUUUUUUGUAAAAUAUUGAAUGGAUGUGUUGAGUGUGUGUACUGUAUUUCACCACAUUGAACUCCUAAACGGGGGAUUACGAAUGAUUAAACGUACAAGUGUUUUGCA
Astyanax mexicanus (Mexican tetra) is the source of this 1575-nucleotide messenger RNA. It is a transcript of the gene cnot9, whose product is annotated as CCR4-NOT transcription complex subunit 9. Bases 167 to 1060 code for a protein of 297 amino acids. NCBI's taxonomy places the organism in Eukaryota, Metazoa, Chordata, Actinopteri, Characiformes, Acestrorhamphidae. Gene Ontology annotation, biological process: mRNA catabolic process; negative regulation of translation. The transcript has 8 exons. The record is from RefSeq and is a predicted model, not a curated record. Gene Ontology annotation, cellular component: P-body; CCR4-NOT complex; CCR4-NOT core complex.